CCGCCCUGCUCCGCACACCCUCCACAAGCCCAGGAUCAGGCAGCGAGUGGGCUCCAACAUGGCGGACAGCGCCAGUGAGAGUGACACGGAUGCGGCGGGCAGUUCAUCGGCGUUGCCGCCCGCCAACUCGUCGGCCGCCUCCAAGGCUGGUAUCGUGAUCUCGGCCUCCAAGCUGGAGGAGCUGAGCAACCGGCUAGCCUCGCUGCAGCAGGAGAACAAGGUGCUGAAGAUCGAGCUGGAGACCUACAAGCUCAAGUGCAAGGCCCUGCAGGAGGAGAACCGCGACCUGCGCAAGGCCAGCGUUACCAUCCAAGCAAGAGCUGAACAGGAGGAAGAGUUCAUUAGUAAUACAUUGUUUAAGAAGAUUCAAGCUUUGCAAAAAGAAAAAGAAACACUGGCUGUAAAUUAUGAGAAGGAAGAAGAAUUUCUCACCAAUGAGCUCUCCCGCAAACUGAUGCAGUUGCAGCAUGAAAAGGCUGAACUGGAACAGACACUAGAGCAGGAACAGGAGUUUCAAGUAAACAAGUUGAUGAAGAAGAUCAAGAAGCUGGAGAAUGAUACUCUUUCCAAACAAUUUACACUUGAACAGCUGAGACGUGAAAAAAUUGACCUUGAGAACACUUUGGAACAAGAACAAGAAGCAUUAGUAAAUCGAUUGUGGAAGCGGAUGGACAAACUGGAAGCAGAGAAGCGUAUUUUACAGGAGAAACUAGAUCAGCCUGUGUCGGCUCCACCGUCUCCAAGGGACAUUUCCAUGGAAAUAGACUCGCCAGAGAACAUGAUGCGACAUAUCAGAUUUUUAAAAAAUGAGGUGGAGAGGCUAAAGAAACAACUCCGAGCUGCCCAGUUGCAGCAUACGGAGAAAAUGGCGCAGUAUUUAGAAGAGGAACGUCACAUGAGGGAAGAGAAUCUGAGGCUCCAGCGAAAACUACAAAGAGAAAUGGAAAGGAGAGAAGCCCUUUGCAGACAGUUGUCAGAAAGCGAAUCUAGCUUAGAAAUGGAUGAUGAAAGAUAUUUUAAUGAGAUGUCUGCACAGGGACUUAGACCUCGCACUGUAUCCAGCCCUAUUCCUUACACGCCAUCUCCAAGUUCCAGCAGGCCAAUAUCUCCUGGACUAUCUUAUGCAAGCCACAGUGUUGGUUUCACUCCACCUACUACUUUGACUCGUGCUGGAAUGUCCUAUUACACAUCACCUGGUCUUCAUGUACAGCAUAUGGGAACUUCACAUGGCAUUGCGAGGCCUUCCCCGAGAAGAAGCAACAGCCCUGACAAAUUCAAACGUCCGACACCUCCGCCCUCCCCAAACACACAGACAGUGGUUCAACUGCCGCCACCGCCACCACCUCCAGUCCAGCCAGCACUUCAGUGUGCAACUUCCCAGCCAGCCCAUCCCCAGCCUUCAGCAUAUCCUCCUGCGCCGCCUCCACCAUAAAGCGCACGUGCUGUGAAGCAACGGCACCCGGAGUGGACUGAUGACCUAAAGCAGUUUACUGAAGCCAAAGGCUUAACUGGCAUCUUUUGGAUUUGAAUUAUUUGCACUGAGAUUAUAUAGGCUUCACCGCUAACUGUGUUGUAAAUGUUUGUCUGGAGGGCAGCCGGUGUUGUUUGUCCACAACACUAAUUUUACUGCAUUUUGUCAGUGUUGACUGGAACCUCAUACACAACCUUCAUCUUGUUGCUUCAAAUAUCUGCCACAUCCAUUUGGUGAUAACAGUACACGAUUGAAUGUCCUGAUGGUUCCAAAGCUUCAUUCCACAGAUUCGUAAAACAAAACACACGCACACACUUAUACAAGAAGACCUUUCAAUGAUUUUCAUUACAAAUUUUGCAGUACUUGCAAGCAUGAUGUGUCUUGUUUUUCUAGGCUGUGUUUAUGCUUCAGUGUUAAUGCUUUUGUGUCUUGUUGGGUUUUGCCAAGCAUUUACAGAAUUAGCACUACAUUUUGGAACAAAGUGGCAAUGGAGUUUUAGGGGAAAUAUUCAGACUUGUCAAACACCAUCACUAAAUCUAAUGUCUACAGGUGGUAUGAUUUGUAUCCAAAUAAAUAGCAUAUAAGCUUAAUACAGAUUCAGUAUUGAAUUUCUGCCAAGUGCUGAGACUGCUUUUAUUUCCCAGCAAAACCAGUUUUGGCAAAUCAGAACCAUUUUGGCAAGGAUCAUUUCCGAGUUUAAUUAACAAAUUUAUUAUGGAUUUGGCUUGUGGCAACAGGAAAUAUCAGUAACAUUUCAUAUUUCAAUCCAGCAAUCAACCAUUUUUGAUGUAAUCUGUAAACUUAGGUUUUAAUGUCUGUGGGCUUUGUAGAUGGUAAAUAAUUUAGGCAAGCGAACUGGUGUGUGCUGUGCUGAUUUUGAGCGAAUGUUGCCUGCUGUAAAAUAUCUGCUUGUGAUGACUAGAAAUCAUCAGCUGAAAUGUUGGUGAAUCCUGCAAAUUCAAGUACCAUGUUGAAAGAACAAAUAGUUUUUAUUUGCUGCCAAAUCGGUUUUCUUAGGGUUUGAAGAUGUGACUGAAAAUACAAGUAACUGUGUUUUUGAACAGAUGCAUUGUGGUGUAAUCUGCUAACUGAGAUGGAAUCCUUUCCAGUUACCUAGAUAUAAUGCAAUUGUAGCCAAAUAAUUCUGUAUUGCUUGGUAGUUAAGGGACAGGCUGCGGAGAGGGCAAGUUCUUGGCUGUAAUGAAAGCUUCAAUAAUAUAAACUGGUACACUGUAUAAAAGGGAGCAACCGCAACUAUAAUUUUCCGUUCAUCCAACAAAAAUAAAUUGUUCGGUUUGACUUUGCAGCAGCAUCAAAAUGUAAAGUGUCCUUUUUUGAAACAAAAAGAGAAAUGCCAUGCUGGAGAGAAGGGUCUGAAGAGAACAGGUAGCUGCCAGCUGUUUAUGUAAACCCUGCGUUUUGCAGCAUUGCUUAUAACAAACCUAGAUAUUUGUUUAACUGAUCAUACUGGGCUGGUGUGCUUUCACUGAGGCUUUAUGCUCCAAGUGCCAAUUUUGGUCUCUGUGAGGUAACUUCUCAAAGCCAAGGCAGCCAGCUGGGAUUGUCCAGAUGAGUUUAGGUGGCAGAGACACUUGACCUGAUUUCUUGCCCUGAUUCCUAUCAGCUGACUCCUGACUGAAAUUCUACCUGUGUAUGUUAGUUGAGAGCAAAAUGAAGUUCAGUUACAGUGUCCCAAUUUUGCCAAGUAUGCUGUCAAUUCACUGUUAAUAUUCACCAUAUAAAUACUGAGCAUUUUAAAACAUUGUUCCAUCAAGCCUGGAAUGCUUGCCAAGUUCAGUAAACCCCCAGCCUUCAAGGAUACUAAUGCAGAGAAGUAGCUUGUAGUUCCCCAGACUCCUAAGGCUGGUGUAUUGAAGGAAGCUGAUUUAAUUUAAUGACUGGUACAGCAUAUCCAAAUAAGAUCAGCUUGUGAAUUUCUAGUGUACAAUAGUUUGGUUACUUUUAUGUACUAUAUAUAGCUUUGGGUACUGAGACCAAUCUCGGCUAUGGUUAAGGUCUACUGUGACUAAGACAAAAUUGGCCUUUUAUGAGGUUUCUGCCAUGGUCUUCUGGAUCAUAAUGCAAAAUCCAACUGUUUCUUGCUGUGGAAACUACAAAUCUGAACUGUUUAAAAGUUUACUUUGUGCACUAUUAAAGUUGGUGCAGGAGUGCAGAAUUUACUGCCAGGAUUUUGAAAGAUGCAAUGCUCCGACCAUCAUCAUCGGAAAGUUCACACCAAACACUUCCUUGUUGGCUCUACCCUCAGAAUCACCCGCCCCCAAACAUGUAUGAUCAAUCUACAGUACAGAUGUUUAACUGGCCAAGUAUUAGAUGACCCAAAUUCUGAUGUUUUAGAGCACUGGAGCAUGUUUGUUUCUCAUGAUUCUGGCAGAGGAAAUUUAAUAAUCAGUUGGCAGCUUCCUCACAAUUGUGCAAUUUAGAUAAUACCUAUCCCCCUGUGAGCAAUGAGAGGUGAACCACUUGUUUCAGGUUAGAUUUGUAAUCUAUUUGGGAUCUAUCGGUGUCCAAACCCUUGUAAUGACACUUAUCCGUUGUAACAUUUCACUGCCUGUGUAGGGGGUUUAUCCUCCAAUAAGACUAUGGUACAGAGUCAUGUUAUCUAUUACCCUGUUUUACCUACAAGCCACAUUAGCAGAGGGGCAAUUCAGCAUACUCCUUCUGGUUAUGAUGUAACCGUGAGUCGUCAGUUUCAAUUGUCAAUUGGUCGAAAAAUACUGGAAGAUAUCAAUGAUUUUAAAAGUUAAGAAACAAAUAUGAACUGGUCACAGUGGUAAUCUUUCUCUUCUCUUCAUAUCUCAAUGUCUGUGUUAAUCUGAUCGCAAACUUCUCAUCUAAAACAAUUUAAUUUCACCAGCCUUAAUUCUUGUUAUGAAAGUCAUUCUGGCAUGCGGUAAUAACGAGCUGUCGGUUUUGACAUUAGGGAGGCCUCUGAGUUCAGUUUAGAUAUGAGGCUGUCAUCCUUUUUUUUUCCUUUUUGAUAUUAAACAUGGUUCCCAUGGUGGUCUUACAGAAAAUAUGGAGGAAAGAUUCAAGGCCUUUCAGUCUGGCUGUUUGGUGCAAGGACUGUUCACAAUUGGUUGCUUGGCAUGAUGGUUUACAGGAAUAAUUUUCUGUCCAAGAAUUGGAACCUCUAAUCUAACUACAGUCUGGUUUGACAACUGAAGAUAGUAAUGUUGAACAAUCUGCGUAUUGUUAUUCGGGCUAGUCAUUGAACUAUUUGGUCUUCUGGCCUCAACUUUACAGAGGGAAUAGUGAGAUUUUCUAUAGUGAGCUUUCCCAUCUGUAGUAUUGGGCUUACUGACCCAAGCCCAGUGGAGAGGGUUCCAGAUAACAUAAUGAGAUGGUUCGUUCAGUGAUGUAUGCCUUUGAUCUCAAUGUUUAAGAAUUGAGCUGGCAUUAAUACUCAUUGUGGUACAUGCAUAAUUUGCUUUUAAACCAUAAUAGUAUGCUGAUGAGACUUUGUACUGGAGUACAUGGAACAAAAAUAACCAAACUUUUCAGUAAUGGUACUUUAACCACCAGUAUUAAAAUAGCUCCUUUAUUAUAGGUUUCAAUGUUUUUUCUGUUUUUGUCACCUAAGUAAAAACGGAUUUUUAAAAAUUUAUCCGCGGGGCAAGGGCCAUACUGGCCGGGCCGGCAUUUAUUCCCAUCCCUAAUUGCCCGGAGAGCACUUAAGAUCAGCCACAUUGCUGUGGGUCUGGAGUCACGUGUAGGCCAGACCAGGUAAGGAUGGUAGAUUCCUUCCCUAAAUGACAUUAGUGAAAGAGGUGGAUUUUUCCUGACAGUUGACAUGAUAUCUGUUUGACUAACCUAAUUGUUAAUUAAUCUUUGCAAUUGCAUAUUGAGAACAGCACAAUCACUCCAAUGGUACACACUAGUUUCUACAUUGAUCUUGAAUCUAAAAGUUUAAAUUUUGGUAAAUGCAGUCCAAUAAUGGUGUAUAAGACAAUUAUCUGCUUCAGAUUGAAGGGCAGAAUAGAAUGGAUGGGAAUUGCUGCAUUUCAGAAUGUACCACUUUCUGUGCAUUGUUUAUUCUAAAGCAAAGCAACUUGCAUUUAUGUAGUGUGUCUUAUAUUCACAGGACAUCUCCAAAGGGCUUUACAGUAUGUUUCAUAUUUGAACGGUGAUAAUUGCUUUCUCCGAAGACUAGAAUAUGCAAGCCCAUGUGUCUACUUCUAAGUCCAGAAAAUUAGGACUUGUUUUCAAAAGACAUUUUCAAUAAUGACCUAAUCGCUGAUUUCUGUUUUAAUUUCAGCUUGUCCUUGCCUAUUGACAGUCAUAAAAUUUGUUUCUUUUAUAAUCUGCCCCAGUCUUAAUUUCCAGUUCAUAAAAUUUUCCAGUUCAUUGUGCUCCUGAGAUGCUGCUUGGCCUGCUGUGUUCAUCCAGCCUCACAUUUUAUUAUCUUGGAAUUCUCCAGCAUCUGCAGUUCCCAUUAUCUCUCAUCUUUAAUUUCCAGUUCAUUAUGUUCUGCACUAUGAUGUAGACUGAAGGAAAAUCUUCCCUUGAAACAUUAGCAGUGAGCAAAAUCUUUUGGGUGAACGGUAUUUUAAAUCUGCAGCUGUCAUGCAUACUAUUUGAACUAAAACCUAAAUAUUCUGUCAAAUGAUUUAUUGUAGCUAAAAUUUCGUUGUGGGGGCUGGUUUGGAUAGUUGACUGGAUGGCUGGUUUGUGAUGCAUAGUGAUGCCAGUAGCGUAGGCUCAUUUCCUACACUAGCUGAAGAUAGAAGCCAGAAUAGGUCAUUCAACCCCCUCAAGUCUGUUUUGCCAUUCUUCAUUUUGAUGGCUGUUUGUCAAGUUCAAAACCCUAAUCCUGCCUUCUCCCAAUAUUCCCUGAUACUUUUAGCCAUGAGCUUUAACUGCCUCCUCUUCGAUGUCAGGUUAAAUAGCAACCUUCAUUUAAUUAGCAACUUUACUUCUGAGGGUAGAUAGAGAGCUGCAACAUUUACGUGUGUUUAGAAAGUAUGUUUAAACGUAUAGUUGUUUUGCAGAGUCCUAAUUUCUUCCUCUUCUCAGUAUAAACAUAAGCAUAAUUCCACUUUGUUUCAGUGACUUGAAAUAUCUCAACCAUAUUAGUUCUGUGUGCUUGCAUUGCUUUGUACACCUGCAUUUUUUUUAAAGAACUUGACUCAGAUUUAUUCCAGAUUGCACCAUUGCCUUCCAAAUGCCAAUUCAUAAAUGUCAUUAUUACUAGAAUUUAACAAGUUCAGUAAUUUUGUUUUUGCUUAAACGCCAGAACUGUGUCCACGUCUUUGAGUUAAGUGAUUACAAUGUCACACCUUGGCUUAGGAAGUAAAGUCUCAAAACUUUUUAAUUUCCCCCCCUUGUUUUCUAUUCCUCUUUUGGUAAAUCUGAAUGUGUAGCGAUCUUAUAUCUGUGUACAUAAUAUACAUUAGAUAAAUGCAAGAUUGGGGAAAAUUUCUGGAAGUUGUUCUUUGAUUGCUUUGAUUCACAUUUAAUCCAAGUUGAAACAAUCUUUAGUAUACUGUACCCAAACUUCUGAAUUACAUGAUGAAAACAAACAAAUUCUGACAUGUGGAAACAUUUGAGUGUUUACAGUAGCAAACAAAACAUUGUGUAAGAUUUGAUUGUAGUUUAUAUUAUGGUUUAUUUUAAAUCGAUGUGUUUACAAUCUAAAGAUUAUUUAGGUGCUUCACAAAUUUACAAAAAUCACUUCAAGGGCUAUCUUUUAUGGUUGACUUCAUAAAGCAAACAAUGAAAUAAUUGGUUCUACAUAGUUACUCCUGCUUUCUAAGGUCUGAUUUGGGCUAGUUACAUUUCUAUAGAUAAAUAUUACAGAAGUGCCUUUUUUUGAUUAGAUGACGUCAAAUUUUUUUGUGGAAAUAAUGCAUUCAUUUACAUGUGCAUUUUCGUUCAGCCUAAGAAGUGUUUGGCCCAUUUAUGCGCGCACCUUUUAUUAAGUACUGAGCUUUACAGCAGGAAAUGUGUCUGAACCCAAAUGUUUGUCCCCUGUUAAUUGAUCUGAAAUUUGCUAAUUGUGGUGAAUUAUUUUUCAAACCUCAAGUAGAGGAACCUGAGCCGUGUAGAACUACUUCUAGUUUUAUUUCAAAAUAACUAAGUUUAGGUAGCGGACACCACAUUAAGAAAACCCAUGUACAAUAUCAUUGUUUUCUUGUAACUGAAAAUGCUAAUAAAAUGCUUUGUACAAA
Messenger RNA from Stegostoma tigrinum, 7659 nucleotides. RefSeq names its product coiled-coil domain containing 6b (gene ccdc6b). Bases 59 to 1432 code for a protein of 457 amino acids. Lineage: Eukaryota; Metazoa; Chordata; Chondrichthyes; Orectolobiformes; Stegostomatidae. The record is from RefSeq and is a predicted model, not a curated record. The transcript has 9 exons.